This is a messenger RNA of Schizosaccharomyces octosporus yFS286, 2628 nucleotides long. RefSeq names its product methionine-tRNA ligase. The coding region runs from base 497 to 2164 and encodes 555 amino acids. Gene Ontology annotation, molecular function: ATP binding; methionine-tRNA ligase activity. The record is from RefSeq and is a predicted model, not a curated record. Lineage: Eukaryota; Fungi; Ascomycota; Schizosaccharomycetes; Schizosaccharomycetales; Schizosaccharomycetaceae. Gene Ontology annotation, biological process: methionyl-tRNA aminoacylation. The transcript has a single exon.
UUUAGUUUGUUUUCUUUUUCUUUUGUAUAUAGAUAUGUUUCUGACCGACAUAGUGAUUAGCCGCAAGAGAAUGCCGUUACGCGUACUUGUUGACUUGCGCGUAUCCAUAGUAAAACGUCAGAAUAUCUUUGUGAAAAUAGUAUGGUUCAUGUUUAAUUUCGUUUUUCCUUUCAUUUGACGAAGCACUUACUUUACAUGUGCAUGCAUGGUUCUUUCAAUACCAUUUUUAGAAGCUGGUGAAACUUUACACCAUUAGGUUUUUUUAAUUUAUAAACAAUUUGCUUACAGGACGCGUCUUUUUGAUGUUUAUUGUAAGAACUGAAAUUCCCGGAUCUUGAAAGCGGAUUUACCAUGUAAUUUACACAUAGACAGAUUCUAGCAUAAUACUGAUAAACUUGAAAGUUCUUCAUUGUCUCUUUUUCUUAUAUUUGUGUGGUACUACCAACACGAGGGAUUGCUUAUCCGACCUUCCAAAACGACUACAACAUUUUCCUUAAUGUUUUUAAAGGGUCCUUUCAAAGUGACCAUUCCCACUUUGCAGUCUUUAUCAAAACCUUUUUUAACAACAACACCUAUAUUCUAUGUAAAUGCUGCACCCCAUUUAGGGCAUCUAUACAGUUUGGUCUUGUGUGACUCCAUUGCUCGGUUUCAAAAGAUUUUUAGAACAGACCGACCUGUGUUUAGCAGCACUGGUACAGACGAACAUGGACUUAAAGUUCAAACAGUGGCCCAAGAACAAAAUAAACGUCCCUUGGACCUUUGUACUGAAAAUUCACAGCGAUUUCAAAAUUUAGCUGUUCUUGCAAAUACAGCAUAUAGCCAUUUUAUCCGGACAACGAAUAAACAACACGUAGCAGCCGUUCAAGGAUUUUGGAAUCAGUUAAAAGAAAAAAAAUAUAUUGAGUUCCAGCACCAUGAAGGUUGGUAUUCUACGAGCGACGAAACCUUUUAUCCAGAAUCAGCUCUUCAACGUAUCGUGAACGAAAAGACGGGUGAAGAAGAACUAGUAUCAACGGAAACGGGAAAAAAGGUGCAAUGGUCUAGUGAAAUGAAUUAUCAUUUCAAGCUUUCUUCUCUUCGUUCGCGACUUAUUGAAUUAUAUGAGCAAAACCCUAAUUUUGUUCAGCCUUCCAUAUACCAUAACCAGGUUUUGUCAGAGUUAAAAUCUGGGCUCCAGGACCUUAGCAUCUCUAGACCUCGUUCACGCUUAUCUUGGGGAAUCCCAGUUCCAAACGAUGAUUUUCAAACCAUAUACGUUUGGUUAGAUGCCUUAGUCAAUUAUCUGACUGUCGCUGGAUACCCAUGGAACUCAUCAGACCCUGCAAGUGGAGGGUGGCCUGCUGAUGUCCAUAUAAUAGGUAAAGACAUUGUCCGAUUUCAUUGUAUUUAUUGGCCUGCUUUUCUUAUGGCAGCAGGUCUUCCUUUGCCAAAGCAGAUACUUGUUCAUUCACACUGGACGAUGAAUAAAGUGAAAAUGUCGAAAUCCCUUGGAAAUGUGAUUGAUCCUUUUGAACUUAUAAAGGACUACGGAGAGGAGAUUGUCAAAUAUUACCUAUUAAAACAAGGAAGGUUAACUUCGGAUUCCAACUUUGAGAUCGAAGGACUAGAAAAAGAUUAUGAACAUGAUUUAAGAAGAAAUCUAGGAGUGCUUACAUCCAGAAUACAAUCAAAAAAACUGUAUGUAAGUGAAGAAGUCCAAAAAGAGUGGACUUCCCCUAUAAUGGGAAUAGAAAAACAUCAAGAAUAUAUAAAUCACUUAUCUCAACUACCAGAUACUUGUGCUGCUUAUGCGCAUCAAGGACAAAUGCAUGCUUUCAUUGAAACUCUACAAAAUACUUUACGUUCAGCUACAAAGUUGCUUCAAGAAAGUGAGCCUUGGAACUUGGAAAGUAAUUCACCUGCCCGAACAGAUGUAUUAAUGCUCACAGCUCAUACGCUACGGAUAUGUGGUAUUCUUUUUCAAAGUGUUAUUCCCCAAAAAUCAUCAGAACUUUUGGAUCAACUAGGCGUUCCUAAAGGAAAUCGUACUUUUAAAGAUGCAAAGGAUACCUUUAUUGCUACCCAAUUUAACUUGGGGAAAAAACAAAAGAAUCAUCUAUUUCAAAAAAAAACACCAGCAUCCACGAUAAAUUCAUCAAUAUCCGAAACUUUCAUCAAAAGUUAGGAACAAAUACUAAUUAUCCCAUAAAUUAUUAAUCUAAUCAUUACUAUUAUUCAACGUUUGGCGUGGCCACACCGGAAUUGUCUAAUUUUCGAGGAAAUACCAAGGCGCGUACUUCCAAGUUCUUAAGAUUAAUUAGAGUUAUAAUGCCAGUUUUACGGAACUCUGGAACGGAUACGAGUCGCACGGACUUGGACUGACUUUGAAUCAAUUUUGUACCAAACUUUGGUUGAUUACCACAUAAAUAAAGAUCUGGCAACUCAUCCAUGACAAAAGUAUCUUUAUCAGUAAAUGGAUAGCACCCUAAAUUUUUGUCGUUAGUAAUGGAAGAAGAAGAAAAAAAUACAAAAAGAAGAGGAAAUAGCUUACAUAGAGUAUCCGGACUAGUAGGGGUAAUAUGAUUCCAUAAAAUGGUAUUUUCCAUCAACUGCAAAGAGGACUUGUAAGGGUGAUAUUUACGAAGAUCA